UGUUUUGGUUUACUGUUUUCUGCCCUCCUUAUGUGUCCCCAGUGUUUUGACUUUUUGAGUUUCUAUGCUUGUGUUUAAGUAUUUUUGAGUUCAUUUUUUAUUGCCCCUUGUGGCCUUUUGUUUGUUCCUGUUUGUUUUUUUUGUAAUAAGUAAAGCCAUUGUUUCAUUUACCUUUGAGUCUCCUGUUUAUGAUUAUGCUACUUGCAUUUCACAUCUAAAUGUUUUUGUGUCUAUGGGAUGUGUACAAACAAGCACAUCUAGUCUAUACGUAUUGUGUUCAAAGGAGGAAAUGACGUUUUCUUUUUGGCAGACUAUAUCUUUCUGUGAAAGCGAAACCUAGAGAAGGAACAGGUGUGACUGAGGCAAGAUGGAGCAUCACGCCAGGCGGCAGGAAUUUGACGAGUUAACCGAUCACAAAGCAAUCUACCAUCAGCUCAUUGAAACAGCUGAAGAAUUAGGAAAUAAUCAAAGCUCGUCGAACAUGCACAGCCUAAUGAGGAGCAUCCGUGAGAGCAACUACAUCGUGCAUGGUGGCCAGUACCGCACACGCAGAUUUAUGAAUACCUGUGUUCUUGACUCCCUGCUUGCAGGUUGUCACAUUGCUGCUAAUGUGUAUCCCAACAUUAAGCAGCUUUUUGAGCAAGAUUUCACUGUCAACGCUGUCAUGACCCUCCUGGACAGAAAAAAGUACGAGGAGGCAAAAGCUCUCUGGCUCAUUAACGUAGAUCUUCGAAACGGCCACAUAAAACACUUCGCAGAAAGUGACUACAUCGACAUUCGGGGCUACGUUAAAGACCACCUUCCAAACUUUCUGGAUCUGACCAGCGCCAAGUAUCACUUUGAAGAUGACAGGAGGAGUCCCAAUCCUGAAGAUCGUGUUUACAGCACGACACUGAGUAAGUUCGAGGAGUUUGGUGACGUGAGAGCGCUGGGCCCCAAAAGCAACCCCCAACUCAUUCUGGUGGACGUUGACGGUCGGACGGAUGGAUUUCCAGCUCUGAUCAUCACUGAUGACUAUGGAAGGGUUUUCAAACUGCAGUUUCUUCUUCUGGGCACUACAACCGAAUACUCCAACCACAUGGUGCUGUGCACCAGCCUGGAUGGAGGGUGGUGGCUCUACGAUGACAUGAUCACUCCACUGUUCAGGGAAGUACAGACGCGAUGCCUAGUGAACCAGGGUUAUACGGUUUACCUAGUUGCCUAUGUUAACGUACCAACAAAGAAUAGGAAGCAAGACUGAAUUGUUUCGCGUUUCAUCGUCCGUCUGUGAGGCCAGUCCGUGCCCGCGUCAUCGUCCAUCCCCGUCAUCGUCUGUGCGGCCAGUCCGUGGCCGCGUCAUCGUCCGUCUGUGCGGCCAGUCCAUGCCCGCGUCAUCGUCCGUCCGUGUCAUCGUCUGUGCGGCCAGUCCGUGUCCGCGUCAUCGUCCGUCCGUGUCAUCGUCUGUGCGGCCAGUCCGUGGCGAAGUCAUCGUUUGUGCGGCCAGUCCGUGGCGAAGUCAUCGUUUGUGCGGCCAGUCCGUGCGCCGUCAUCGGCUUGUGCGG
Molecule: messenger RNA, 1541 nt
Organism: Anguilla rostrata (American eel)
Lineage: Eukaryota; Metazoa; Chordata; Actinopteri; Anguilliformes; Anguillidae
Exons: 6
Coding region: 368-1240 (290 amino acids)
Source: RefSeq, a predicted model, not a curated record